Molecule: messenger RNA, 2025 nt
Organism: Dendroctonus ponderosae (mountain pine beetle)
Lineage: Eukaryota; Metazoa; Arthropoda; Insecta; Coleoptera; Curculionidae
Exons: 6
Coding region: 62-1309 (415 amino acids)
Source: RefSeq, a predicted model, not a curated record
CGGAAAAUAUGCAAGAAGAACUUCAGUUUUCAGCUUUUAGUGCUCGUAUCAACCAACUAAAAUGAUUUUUUUUCUGAUCUGUGUAUUUAUUGGGUAUUCAUUUGCAACGACCGAUGUGAAUCAAUCUGAACCCGUUGCAACUUCUAAUGAGAAAGCACUACCUGAUCCUGCUCAGUAUCAGUUUCAAACAUUCUCCCUCAAUUCGUAUGACUCGCAAAUGCCCUUAAUUAUACGUUCAAGAAUUUCCGACUCGCUGAAACAUUCAGAUGCUGAUUUAAAUAAUGAAGAUCCGUCAGAUGCAAAUAUUCGAAGUUCUUUUAAUCUGAAUCAAUUAAACACUCAACUUAGCCUACCGUCGUCAUACUCAGCAGAAAAUGUUUUUAACGCUAAUAACAAUCAAGACGUGCUGGUUCAGAAUAUUGCAUCUAUAUCAGAGCUGAGUCCAUUUCUUUACUCCGGCAACUCUUUCGGAGUGGGGCUAAUGUCGUUUGAAAUCAAAGAACCUACAAUUUAUGAACCUACUGAAGUUACACAAGCGCAGCCUAGUGGGCCCACACGUUUGAUACCUGCUCAGUUGGCAUAUAGCAAACUAUUCCAGACUAAUAUCGAAAAAGAUGAAAUCAACUCCGAGGAUAUAAAAAAGACGCAAAAUCUUCAGGAAAAAACGUCCUCUGGGUACAUUAUUGAAAAGGUUCCAGAGAUUGCUAGUUACAACAGGACAGGGCCAUUUCAGCCAUCAGAUAUACCAUCCUACGAUGAACUAGAGAAUAUUUUUAAUUCAACCCCAAAUACUACUGUAAAAAAACUUGAUGAUUACAGUCAAGUUUUAGAGCCAAGGACUGGAAUUGAUACUGAUGACGCUUCAAUCAUUGAAAAUGACUCAAAACUUGAUGAUUUCACUGAAAUACGGAUAACUGAUACUUACGAUAGAACAACCACUUCAGUUCCUGAAGAUGAAUCAAUUACGACCUUACAAACUCUGAUAAUUGAGGAAGACGUAUCGCUGCCUACCACUAACGCUCCAGAACUGUCAAUAUGGGAUAUUUUAGCAGGAAACAGCACACUGAGUCUGCAAUCUAGGUCAGAUGUUCAAACCAACGACUAUACUCUUGCUGAAACGGAAACGAACACGGAAGCUCAAACAAACGGUCCUCUUGAAACGACAACCGACAAUUUCUCAAAUGAAUAUUUAUAUAAAGACGCAGAAACGACAACGAUAGAACCCAAUGGCACCAAUUCAUCCCUUCUGCUAAUAAAACAAAUUGCUAUUUUGGAAAAUAUUGCUGAACUAGACAACAAUAAUGUUUAAAUUAUCCAAUGUCCUUGCAUGUUUCUAUUACUCGAACUGUACUUCAUUAGUUUGUCAAAUACAAUAUUCUUGCAUUUUGUAAUUAUAGAUCUUAAUGCUAUUUGUACCAAAGUACGAAAUUUCGAUACAUUAAAUUAAAUAAUUAGAGCAAUCAAUUAAGAGUUCAUCUUUGGUAAGUUAUAAAUUAUCAAACAUGAUCUGUUGAACACAUUCAGCACAUGUGUAUCUGUAGCAAACAAUAUCAUUAUUUGCGUUUAUAUAGCAGCGUCAAAAUUGCAGUUAGUUAAACUAACUGAAUCGAUGUUAGCGCUCUUCCGCUAAUUAAAGUUACACCCAUUAACAAGCUAAAACAUACAAAUCCUCGAAAUUCUAAUAUCCAUUCAUGCCUUGAUGGACAUAUACUUAAACUGAGGCACGCCAAUUUUUGUCGCAAAAAUAUUUUAUUCCAACCUACGUCUUUCCAGAGUUGCCAUAACUGUUCUCACUCACGUAGGUGUUUAUCUGGUUUAUUACUGUUAUAUUCCUUCAAAUAAAUUUCGUUUCAUCUAAUUUCCUGUCGAGUUAUACUAUUGCGAUCGCUUUGCCAUCGCUUUUUUCGUGUCAAAUUUCCAUUUUCUACAUAGUCGUAAAUUUCAGGUUCACUAUAUAAGUCGAUGUUUUUAAGUAUCCACUAAAAGAUACUGACGCAAAUGUGAAUUAUUAUAUUUUUCUCAAUA